ACCAUCAUAAAUUAGCGAGAAAAUAAAUUUUGCAAACUCGGAAAGAUCACGGAUUUCUUCAUUUUUAGUGCAUUUUCGGGGACCCCGCUUCCUGAAUCUGAACUAAUCCGUCGCGUGCUUCGGAAAUAUGGCGCAGAUAAAUCAAUUUUAAUGACGUAAUUUGUAUUUCAGCGGGGUUUUUUGUCUAUACAUUUCAUGAGAAGCUAACAUGAACAUCGGAACAAAACUCCCCGUAUUUCUUGCGGGAACGGGAAUCUUGGCUGCCUAUGUCUUCUUUAAACCAGUUCCAGACGGUUUUCCCGAUGCAACGCAGUACCGGAAAGCGGCGACUCUGAUGCAAGUCUUUGGGAAUAUUAAUUAUGUAAAGAUGUGUUUGCGGGACCGUCGAUGCCCUAACGUCUUCGAGGAGAUUCUGGAUACAUUUGCCAUAGCCAAAGGCCUUUUUGCGGACCCUCCGGAAGAAGUACCUGGGUCAAACAUCAGGUCAAGGAUGACGUCAUUUGAUGGUAUCAAGGUCAGAGUGUAUGAGCCAAUCAAGAGAGAUGGUGAAGGAGAAAUGCCAGCAUUCUUGUACUUUCAUGGCGGAGGUCUGGUAGUUGGCAGCAUCGAUUUUUAUGAUCCGGCGAUGCGAAUGAUUGCCGAAAGAGUAGACGCAAUUGGGAUUGCUGUUACAUACCGUCUAGCUCCUGAUCAUGUGUUCCCUGCUGCUUUCGAUGACGCAUUUGCAGCUACAAAAUGGUUCCUUGACCAUGCUCGUGAGUUCGGCGUUGAUCCCAGGAGAGUCGCGCUAAUGGGGGACAGUGCCGGCGGUCAUCUCACUGCCCUCGUAUCUGGUGCGAUCACGGACGAGCCUUCCUCGCCAGACAUCAAGCUACAGAUCCUACUGUAUCCUUGGAUUCAGAGCUUCGACCUCAACACUCCAUCCAUGCAGAAGGCACGAUGUCAGAAAGGCGAUUUCGGACAAAUCCCUUACUUGGCUAGCCUCAUGCCGUACUUCUUAACAGCCUAUGUCUUUGGCAAUCACGACGAGCACCUUGUCCGGGUGAUUCAAGCGAAUAACCACACCUCCGCUGCCUUCAAGCGAUCAGAAUUCUACCAGAAGCACCUUAGCCACGACAUCAUCCCAUCCCACAUGAAACCAGAUUGCUACGUUCCUCCGGCAUCGUACGACGUCGGUGACGACGAGAUCUGGGAUAGCAUGAAGGACGUUUUGACUUCGACGAAGUACUCGCCGCUCUAUCGGGAAGACUUUACUAACUUGCCUCGCGCGUUCGUCGCAACUGUCGGCUACGACUGCAUACGCGAUGACGGGAUAUUCUACGCCAGGCGUUUGGAUGAUUCGGGCGUACCGGUGAAGUGGGUGAAUUAUGAAAAGGGUUAUCACGGAAUUCCAUGGUUUGGAGAAAUGGCGUUUGAAAUUGGAAGACAGAUGGCAGAUGAUUUUAUCGAUUAUAUGAAAGAGCAUCUCUGAUCAAAUAGAUGAUUGUCAUCCUAAUUACAAUCAAUGUUGACAAUUUUUCAAUAUAUAAGCAAAAUUUUUAAUAGAUUUCUAUUUUUCAUUUUUGACAGAAAAUACGGGAGAAUGUAGAGGUUUUGAUGUAUAUUAUAUAAAAAGGAAUGCCCGAGUAUUUGAUACCAUAAUAACAAUGAGCAUCAUAAAACGGUAAGUUCGGUGAGCGAUUCAUUAAUACAUUGUCUGACAAGUUGGCAGACCGGCUUGUGUCGUCACAUAGGUUAUCGUGUUGGGUCGGGCAAUCGCGUAAACCCGACCAUUCGAGAAAAGAAUCACCUGAAUUCCCGAAUCGUCGGAUCAAGUUUACCCGACCACUCGAGAACAUGGCCCCAUAAAUUCCCGAAACGUCGGAUCAAGUUUACCCGACCAUUCGAGAACAUGGCCCCACAAUUUCCCGAAACGUCGGGUCAAGUUUACCCGACCAUUCGAGAACAUGGCCCCAUAAAUUCCCGAAACGUCGGAUCAAGUUUACCCGACCAUUCGAGAACAUGGCCCCAUAAAUAAGAUUAACCGAGGAUCCUAUAAUUAUAGAUGAUUGUUACUUUGAUAGUGUCUAAUUGUUGAAUGUUAUGUUGUGAAAUUUGUCAGUGCUGAGAGCUUACAUAAAACAUUCCCCUGAUUGAGAUAAGCACGAAAUCAAUCAUUGUCGAGAUCAUUCGGGAAAGAUAUUUCGGUGAAUCAGUUUAUAUCGAGUUCUUUUCCAGAGAAUUUUGUUUUUAUAAAGUAUUUUUACUUUUUUAAUUAUAGUUAUAGAUAUAUAUAUAGAUAUUGUCACAAAAUGAAAGGUUUGUUUAGUGUUCAACAUAGUUUUGGAACGGUAAGGAGCUUAGAAUAAUUGUUAAUCCAUGUAUAUAGUUGCACAGGAAAAUUAAGAAAUCGUUUGUAAUCGAUUACGUAGGGAAAACUUUGCUGAGAAAUAACGAUGUUUACACUGUAUGAUUGUGUAAAAAAAUAUAUCUUUGAUUAUUCUACACUGUUCGGGUAUAAAUAUAAGUGACAGUUACCAUUGCCGUUGAUGAAAAGAUUUAUUUAAUGACUUUAACUGUUUUUUAAAUAAGCUCUAAGUUUACCUUGUGACAAUCGGCCAACGGAAGGGCUCCAUGCGAAUAUGGGUAAUGCAAUAUGCUUGGCAUUAAGAGGAUUCUGCACGACACUCUGUCCAAUUUUUAUUGAAACCUGAUGCGACAGGAUGAGCAUGAUUUAUUAAGUGCAGUUAUAAAAAAUUGA
This is a messenger RNA of Lytechinus pictus (painted urchin), 2740 nucleotides long. RefSeq names its product arylacetamide deacetylase-like. The record is from RefSeq and is a predicted model, not a curated record. The transcript is spliced from 5 exons. NCBI's taxonomy places the organism in Eukaryota, Metazoa, Echinodermata, Echinoidea, Temnopleuroida, Toxopneustidae. The coding region runs from base 209 to 1471 and encodes 420 amino acids. Gene Ontology annotation, molecular function: carboxylic ester hydrolase activity. Gene Ontology annotation, cellular component: membrane.